Messenger RNA from Zalophus californianus (California sea lion), 1239 nucleotides. RefSeq names its product phosphatidylinositol glycan anchor biosynthesis class F (gene PIGF). The record is from RefSeq and is a predicted model, not a curated record. Gene Ontology annotation, biological process: GPI anchor biosynthetic process. The transcript has 7 exons. Gene Ontology annotation, cellular component: endoplasmic reticulum membrane. NCBI's taxonomy places the organism in Eukaryota, Metazoa, Chordata, Mammalia, Carnivora, Otariidae. Bases 295 to 1032 code for a protein of 245 amino acids.
CCAGCCGAACCAUCCCGGCACGCGGGCCUCCCGGGAGUGCAAGCAGCCCCCACCAACUGCCCAUAUGACCGAGAGCGUCUGUGCCCAGAGCCCGCCCGCGCCCGCCGUCCGUCCGAGUGCCACCCUUCCGGCGUGACCCAGGGGCUGCCCUGAUGGACCCGGCCCUCUUUCGGAGCAGUCUUUCUGUGUGGCCCUCCGUUUCUCCUGGUCUCCGCGCCCGUGCUCUUUGAUUAUGCCUCUCAGCGCGUCCCCCGCUGCUCACACUCGCCCUGGAUAGCCUCUCAAGAAAACACCAUGAAAGAUACUGAUAUCAAGAGACUACUGUAUACCCAUCUUUUAUGCAUAUUUUCAAUUAUCCUAAGCAUCUUCAUUCCAUCAUUCUUCUUGGAGAACUUCUCAAUAUUGGAAACACACUUGACAUGGUUGUGCAUCUGUUCUGUUUUUGUAACUGCCGUCAAUCUACUAUUAUAUUUAGUAGUGAAACCAAAUGCAUCCUCUAAAAGAAGUUCAUUAUCAUACAAGGUAACCAGGUUUUUGAAAUGCUGUAUCUACUUUCUUAUGUCAUGUUUCUUCUUUCAUGUAAUUUUUGUUCUAUAUGGAGCACCACUCAUAGAGUUGGUGUUGGAAACAUUUUUAUUUGCUGUUAUUUUGUCUACCUUUACUACUGUACCUUGUUUGUGUUUGUUAGGACCAAACAUCAAAGCAUGGCUAAGAGUUUUCAGUAGAAAUGGAGUUACAUCCAUUUGGGAGAACAGCCUUCAGAUCACUACAAUUUCUAGCUUUAUAGGAACAUGGCUGGGAGCCUUUCCUAUUCCACUCGAUUGGGAAAGACCUUGGCAGAUGGCAAUAGAAAGAAAAUAUAAAAUGUGUACAUCUCUCUAUGUAUGUACCAGGCAUGGGGCUUCGCACUGUCCACAGGUAUGGCCCAUCUCCUGUACGCUUGGAGCGACCUUUGGCUACGUGGCUGGCCUUGUGAUUUCACCACUCUGGAUAUACUGGAAUAGAAAGCAACUUACAUACAAGAACCAUUAAUUGGAGCAAAGGGAGAAGAUACUUCGUUGUGCAGAUUCCAUAAAGACUGUGCAGAAAUGUACAUGGUCUAAGCCAGGCAGUUCCAUUUACAGCACUGUUUUUUAUGUAGUUACAACAUGGUAUGAUUGUAGCUUUUUAAACUAUGAAACCCCUGAGAGAUUGUACCUUCUAGUUGAAAUAAAGUAUUUAUAGUAGAUUGUGGCUUCA